UUCUUUAAUUCAGCAACACAAACACUUCUUCCUCUUCUACAACCUCCUCUGUCUUAUUAGUCUUGUCAGUACUAUAGCAUCUGUCAGACAAUUAGCAUUGGCAAUGGCAGCUCAAACAUUCGCUUCAUGUCUUCUUCUCUUCAUUUGCCUACACCUUCAAAGCAUUUUGGCUGAUUAUGGAGGGUGGCAAGGUGGUCAUGCCACUUUCUAUGGCGGUGGUGAUGCGACUGGCACAAUGGGAGGAGCAUGUGGAUAUGGAAAUUUGUACAGUCAGGGUUAUGGAACUAGCACUGCAGCCCUAAGCACUGCCUUGUUCAACAAUGGCUUGAGCUGUGGUGCUUGUUAUGAAAUGAGAUGUGAUGAUGACCCCAAAUGGUGUCUCCCCGGUACCAUCACUGUCACUGCUACAAAUUUUUGCCCACCUAACCCUUCUCUGCCUAACAACAAUGGUGGAUGGUGCAAUCCUCCUCUCCAACAUUUUGACAUGGCUGAGCCUGCUUUCUUGCAAAUUGCUCAAUACCGUGCUGGAAUUGUGCCUGUAGCUUUUAGAAGGGUGCCUUGUGUUAAGAAGGGAGGAAUUAGAUUUACCAUCAACGGUCACUCCUACUUCAACUUGGUCCUGAUCACCAAUGUUGGUGGUGCGGGAGAUGUUCAUUCAGUUUCAAUCAAAGGCUCGAAAACAGGGUGGCAAGCCAUGUCAAGAAACUGGGGCCAAAACUGGCAAAGCAACAAUUACCUCAACGGUCAAAGCCUAUCUUUUCAAGUCACCACCAGUGAUGGUAGAACUGUCACAAGCUACAAUGCGGUGCCUGCUGGCUGGCAGUUUGGUCAGACUUUUGAAGGAGGCCAGUUUUAAGAUUUCGACACCUUUUUUACCAUUUUGUCUUCUGGGUCUAGAGUUUUCACUACAAUUAAGCCUGGUUGGUUGGUGGAAAUUUGUAUAUUUAUAUUAUAUGCUUCCUAUAAGAACAAAUUAAGAGGCAAAAAAAAGGGUAUUUUAGUGAUGUUUGGAGGAGAAGUGGCCUUGUAAAGCUGAGGUAGCUAAAUCUAAGUAGCACCCGCUUGCCCUUCCUCGUAUGUAUAAGUAGUCUUUUGAGAAAUGUAUUUAUGUCGUUCAAGAGUAAUUUACAGUUUCCAUUGAUAUGCAAUAUUAAGACAAGAUUGCUGCAUUAAAA
This is a messenger RNA of Populus trichocarpa (black cottonwood), 1175 nucleotides long. Its product is annotated as expansin-A8. Gene Ontology annotation, biological process: plant-type cell wall organization. The record is from RefSeq and is a predicted model, not a curated record. NCBI's taxonomy places the organism in Eukaryota, Viridiplantae, Streptophyta, Magnoliopsida, Malpighiales, Salicaceae. Gene Ontology annotation, cellular component: extracellular region. Bases 104 to 856 code for a protein of 250 amino acids. The transcript has 3 exons.